GCUUGCGCAGUCGCAGGCGCCAGUCCCGAGUACUUCACCGUGAGCCUUGGUCCGGGACGCGGGCGUCUGCGGCCGGGACUGUCACCGCUCGGCGCUGCGGCGCGAUCCUGCGAUCCGGGGGCUUCCGUCUCUUCCUGCGGCGAGAACCUGAUGCACUGCACAGCCUUUGCAACAGCAGAUGAGUAUCAUCUGGGAAACCUGUCUCAGGAGCUGACUGCCCACGGAUAUAUCGAAGUAACAAGCUUGCCUAGAGAUGCAGCAAAUAUUUUGGUGAUAGGUGUAGAACAUUCUGCAAAAGAAGGAGAUCCUGGAACAAUCUUCUUCUUCAGGGAAGGAGCUGCUGUGUUUUGGAAUGUCAAAGACAAAACGAUGAAGCAUGUGAUGCAGCUUCUGGAGAAGCACGAAAUCCAGCCCUACGAAGUUGCCUUAGUCCACUGGGAGAAUGAGGAGCUCAACUACAUAAAAGUAGAGGGGCAGUCCAAACUUCACAGAGGGGAAAUCAAGUUAAAUUCAGAGCUGGAUAUGGAUGACACCAUUCUAGAAAAAUUUGCUUUCUCCAAUGCUCUUUGCCUGUCAGUGAAGCUUGCUAUUUGGGAAGCAACACUGGACAAAUUCAUUGAGUCUAUUCAGUCAAUUCCAGAGGCUUUAAAAGCUGGGAAGAAAGUGAAACUAUCCCAUAAAGAAGUUAUGCAGAAAAUGGGUGAACUCUUUGCCCUAAGGCACCGAAUAAACUUAAGUUCAGACUUCUUGAUCACUCCUGAUUUCUACUGGGACAGAGAAAACCUAGAAGAACUUUACGAUAAAACCUGUCAGUUUCUUAGCAUUACUCGACGAGUUAAGGUCAUGAAUGAAAAACUUCAGCACUGCAUGGAACUAACUGAUCUAAUGCGGAAUCACCUGACCGAGAAGAGAGCUCUCCGCCUAGAGUGGAUGAUUGUCAUCCUCAUCACCAUAGAGGUAACAGUUGAGCUGGGACGAGUAUUUUCCUGAUCACAUGAUAACCAGUGUCACAAGAGAAAUCCAGGUUCUACAAUCAAAAACCAAUGCUCAGUACUGGGGGAUUUCUUAUUUAAUAGCUUUAAUUUUCUACAUCAAAUUGUCAUUUCUUUUGCUGCAUGAAUAAAAAUUAUGACAACUGGU
Dipodomys ordii (Ord's kangaroo rat) is the source of this 1140-nucleotide messenger RNA. It is a transcript of the gene Rmnd1, whose product is annotated as required for meiotic nuclear division 1 homolog (S. cerevisiae). Gene Ontology annotation, biological process: positive regulation of mitochondrial translation. The record is from RefSeq and is a predicted model, not a curated record. The coding region runs from base 151 to 990 and encodes 279 amino acids. The transcript has 11 exons. NCBI's taxonomy places the organism in Eukaryota, Metazoa, Chordata, Mammalia, Rodentia, Heteromyidae.